AUGAUAAUAUCUGGCAAAAAGGCAGGGAAGGCCAAGGCAAGUCGCUUUCUGGAGGCCGGACGUCUCCUCUCGCAUAUCCGACUGUUCUCUUCGGAUGAGAAUGAGAAUGGCUUUCUAAGGCUACGCACAUCAUGGCUUUGGAGCCAAUUGCAUGAAUGCCAGGGAGAAAUGCAGCAAGCUUUCCUUGCAGCGGAGCAAACACUCGCUAUUGUUGAAAGCCUUAUCGUUAGUUCCAGCGGGCUAGUCCCAGACUGCUCAGGUCCAGAUUUGUCUGGAUAUUCAUUUGCGGAACUUACAAACGUGUUGUCCCGGCGGAUAUCCAGUCUGAAGAUGGCGAAAGACUUAGAAAAAGCGCGAGAAGAACUUUCUAGGAUGGGCACUGGAGAUACUGAAGCCGCAAAGAGAACUGUUUCCAUUUUGUCAUCUUCUGUCCAUGAUGCUGUGCGUCAUUUAGGACUAGACGGAUGGCGUGGAGAUGAUCUAAGGACAGAAUUUUCUUGUCCAUCUGAGCUGGAGGCUUGGGAGAGAAGACUUGAUGCCGAAACGGAACUGGAACCGAGAUUGGCGGUGUUUGGAGAGGCAUGCACGAAGUCAUCGGACCUUGUCGGUGAGCUCGUCUGUUUCUCAGUCCGCUUGCGCAUGGGGGUUCAUUACUAUGCCGCAAAAUUGCGAAGCGAGAAAGAUGGGGACCACAAUAGCGGUGGUAAAGGACCUGAUUCUAGCUCUGGGAGGUUAAGCGAUUUGUUGGUUCAAAUACGAAGAUUCGUUGCUUUACUGAAGAAACUUUCUAGUCCAGCAUGUUGGACAUUGUGGAAUUCUGAGGUUGGGGUUAGCGGGUGGUCCAUGGAAGAAGCAGCGAGAAUUUCUGCCCUUGCGCUUGUAUCGCUGACAUCACUGACCAUCAGCAAGAUCCCGUCUCUAAGGUAUGCAGCUUCAAACACGGACUUAAGUGGAUCUCAAAAGAAUGUAAGGCUUGGAUUUACCCGAUGUAUGCUUGCAUUUGCUCGUUCCUUGUUUAUCAUCCAAAGGUGUAUGCCAAGCAACCCGUUAAGAACAGAAGUGUUCUCGGCAUAUUCGCACUCAUCCGAUGGCCCAGAGACCAGAACAAUGCUAUAUGUGUUGCAUUUAUGUUUGAAGUCCCUUGUUGCUAGGGGAUGUUGUCGCGAGGAGGGAACAAGCGGCGCACUGAUUAAGCUCUACGCAAAGUUCCUAUGUCUUCGCGUUCAACAAAUGGCAGUACAAAAUCAGGAAACGGCUCUGGCAAAACUUCAAGGAGGGCAUGGCAGAGACCAACUUUCUGUAUCAGCAAACGCUGGGAAGGAAAACCUGGUUGGAGAGGCCGCUUUAUCCAGCGUUUCCAAGGGUAUUUCCAAGGAUGGAUCCCAAAGUUCUUCGCAAGAGUCUGCCGACGAUUCGAGAGAUGAGGUUUCAGACUUGAAGGACGAUCCCGAUUAUGAGUGGAAGAUUGGCAGCUUACUGCGGCAUGAACUCGCGCAAUGUUAUCAAUGCUUGUAUCAUAUCCCUGAGUUACAAUCGCCAUCCAUUCCAUCGACGACUUUGAAUAGCAAGCGUUGGUUGGAAGAUGGCUGUCGAGUGAGCAAGCAUAUUGGCCUUUCAUUCACAACUGGUGAUCCCACUACAACAGGAACUACUAUGGAUGUCGAUGUCUGCAAAAACGUGUUCCUUUUCUACAGGAAGCUGAUCUUCGAGGGUGUGUGUCGCCGAAGGCGUGAUGGAGGCCGGGCAAAACGGCUUCGCGAAGUGUUGUACAGAUUGGCAGAGAGUUUACCUGCAGAUGCGCCGCACACUGUUCCCAUGGUCCCUUUUCGUGCUCUUAACAAGAUCGUGGGAGAUGUAGUCGAGACAAGCACCGAUAUUUCUCGGGAAGCUGCGGAGAAUGUUUCAAAGUUAGAAGACGAAUGGAAUCAAUGCAAAUCGAAGUUUUACGGGCCAGAGUCCUUAGAGGAGAAAACGCGACGACUGCAAAUGUCGAUCGUAUUCUUCGAGGUUUUCGCAUUGCAUGCCAUGUCUAUAUUUUCUGCAUACGACGCAGAAUACAAGAAGCACAAGACUGCAGAACGGAGAAAGCGUCCGAGAGAAGUGGCAGAUAGACUCUUUCAGGCUUCUUCGGAAUGCAUAAUUGCUCUCCGUAUCCGUCCAUGGAGCGUUGGCGCUUGGAUCCUGCUGGGCCGAAUAUAUGUGGAGAUUGCGGACUUGGCUUUGGAUGAAAGGGAGUUGAGUUUGUCGUCUUUCGGUCUUUGCAGGGCGGAAGAUCUUCAAACACUUGGAGAGGGUGACACGAUUGAAACACUGUAUUUUGGCAGUGCUGAAGCUUGUUUCGGUUUUGCUGACUCUUUACUAAGACAUCCCUGGGCACAAAACGCCGCAUCAGAGCGUCUUGAUUCAUGUGUAGCAGAAGUUUUGGGAUAUGCGUUUGAAGAAGAUGAGGAUGAACCGUGGUGUGGGUUCGGUGAUGAUGGUGACAUCUUUGGUUCAUUUGGGCUAACAAAUACCACCACGUCGCGACCAGUUUUGAUGUAUGAGGAUCACCCUGCAAAGGUUGAGAAAAAGAAAGAUGUCUGUCGGCUAUCUGCAGUGCGUUUCGGCGAGGCUGCAGUGGGAUUCCUUCGCCUUCAAGAGCGGCGAUUCUACCACAUACACUGGACUAAGAGUACGAUCGGAACAUUGUUUCCAACUCACCCGCAAAAUCGGUAUUCGGGAGAAAUACUGGCCAUGGCGUCAACUGCACUACAAAAGCUCAGGGAAGGUCUUGGUUGGGGAGGUUUUCGCAGGGAUGAGUGGCCCGAGUACGAUUUAAGCAAUACGAACGCGAUCUCUGAAGGCGAUGAUGCAACGGAGAGUUGCGAUUCAAUUGCAGAAUGGCGUGAAGGGUACACUGGAGUAAAACGAUUGAAAUGGUACUUCUCGCUCCUCGAAGCAAAGCUGAUGGAAAAGUCGGGAGACCCGCCCGAAAAAUACAUCCCCAUGUUUCAUAGAGCGCUUGAAGAGAACCGAACUCUAAGAGAGCGUCUUAAACAACCAGUGGAUAUUGAACCGCUGUACAAGCUACACGCAACGCGAAUGAAAAUACUUCGUGUGACAGAGGAUGAUGUUAGUGCUUCCGGCUUUCUGAUGCUGCUUGAAAAAUAUUCUUUCAAACCAGGUCCCGUUUCGACAGCAAUGGAGGUAGAGAAGUGGUGCGACAAUAACGUUGAAGAUUGGAUAGCCGAACGAAAGAAUGCAAUCGCCGAAGAUAUCCUCUCCGCAAUGCAGUACUGCCGCGACGUGAAGUCCGGUGUACCGUAUUCGGAGUAUCACUUCAAGUCGACCUACUGCCGGGCAUUGGUGCUAUCAGAAGUCCUAAAGGAUACAUCUGGUGCGGUGCUAGAACUGAACAAAUUCUUCCGCAUGGACGCUGCAACCAAAGUUUUGGAUCAGGGCCGGGGCGCCGCGCAUCGAGGUUACUUCUACAAAAUGUGGAACUACCGGAUCACGGACACCGGGGUCGAACCGACUCUGGAACCGGAGCGAAAAUGGGUGCGAUGGCGUGGGAAAAUCCUGGGCCUGUAUAGUCACCUCCUGCAGCAAGGUGGGGAAUGGCGGAUGCUAGCAGCGAUAAUUAGCCGUCUGAAACGGCGAACGUCGGAAGAUCUUCCCGUGGACGGGGCGGUGCUGGACGACCUGAUCCGGGCGUACGCGCUUACAAGUCGAACAGCGAUCCUCAACUCGAUGGACAAAGGGAUCGUGACGAGCGUGUCUGUGUUCGAGGGGUCUUUCUUCAGGACGUGGGACAUAUAUGUGGAGUCGCUCCGGCUGGCGCAAGGGAUCAAGCGAGUGCAGGCGUGCUUGCGGCGCGGGGACCGCAACGAGACCGGGGCGGAGCGGCUGGUCGGGAGCGGGCGGCCGUGGUGUCUGAUGGCGAUCCAUACGGCGCUGCGGCUGGAGCAUCUGCGGUGGAAGUCAGCUGUGGACGGGGGCGGGGUGGAUCGCGAGGCGGCGCACGCGCUGCCCGUGGACGGGGGAAUGGGGGACUUGGACGUCCCAACGAGGAGGUGGUUUGUGGAGACGCUCGAGGUUAGCGCGGGCAAAUGGGCGUUGGAUGAGAAGAUGAUGAAGCUGCUGCAGCGGCGGAUACGAGAGUAUUCGGCCCCGCCAACCGCGGGGGGGGGACGGGAUUUCGUGCCAAUGAGAGCAUGAAAGGGCAAGAGCGAAAGACUGCUACACAGAAGGUUGGAGAAGAUAGGGGAGGCGCUGUGUACUGUACUGUGAAGGGCCAGUACUGCAGGCCAUACCACGGACCUUGCUGUUGUUGCGAAGAACCACAAGAAGCAGUACAAUAACUUGUAGACGACUUGUGCGUUUCAUUUGAGCAAAACGAGCCAUGUCGCCAGAGCCCGUCCCAACGUCGCAACACAGCAAAUCACAUCAUGACAUCGGUUGCAAUCGAGCGGAGCCUUUUGAGGCAUUUACAGUAUCUUCCCUGCCUGAUACGUGUACACGUCGCCAGCGAACACAGGUGCCACAGCGCGGCAGCCCUUGCCAACCUCGACCCCUGUAUUAAGGUUGCCCGUAAAGUCACGAAAACGCGUGUUUUGGCGGCGAGUUUGCUCGGAUUUUCUCAACGCAAAAUUUUCGAACAACGCGUUUGGCAAAACUCACCAGCAUACCGAAAACUCGGGGCAUGUGAGUUUUCCACGAGUUUCACAUCCGCCUGAUCACAGCUGCCGGAUCGGCCCGUCUUGAAGGAAAACGAAGUGGGUCUUCCGUUCUUUUCAUCAGCACAAACGAGUCUCAGACUGCACGAGUCGUAUCGAUAUGUGUCAUGGACGCCACUAUCGCUUCAUCUGCGCAGAGUCCAUCAAUGGAUCGAAGCGCGACAGGACCUGCCACAGAUGCCGCCGAAGCAACCGCGAAAGAUAGACAAGUAGAAGCUUCUAAAAAGCUGUCCUCUCCAAACGGCCCCCCUCAGCCUGUCAAGAAGACGAAACACAUCGCCCUAUCGACUGAGAACCUUUCUGUCCUUGUGGCGGGGCUACAAUGCUUCAGCGAGUAUUCGCGCAGGUGCACGUGAUCCGUCGGGCGGCACAACGAUGUACCAGACUUGCGUUUGUGGCGGGCAGGUACCUUGCUGGAGGUCAGUCCGCAAAACUCUUGGUGGGAUUUUUCGAACUCGGGUUUACGUUGCGUCCACCGACUUCGUGAACAAAUGGAAAAAAACAACGCGUUAUUUUACGGA
Molecule: messenger RNA, 5236 nt
Organism: Chondrus crispus (carragheen)
Lineage: Eukaryota; Rhodophyta; Florideophyceae; Gigartinales; Gigartinaceae
Exons: 2
Coding region: 1-4197 (1398 amino acids)
Source: RefSeq, a predicted model, not a curated record